AUGCAGCACAAUCCAAGAGCGACCGAACACCGAGGCAGCAAGCGCGGGACAGCCGAAAAGAGGAGACAGGUUCACGAAGAAAGUGACGAACAACACCAGAGAAGCAUCUCGGAUCUCUUGUCGAGCAACAACCCCCAAGCCAGGGAUUGUCAGCAGCCUUCAUCACCGAAACGACUUCGAAGCUCGAUCACGCCCUCGCCAUCCCCGAACAAAUCUAGACAUACGUUGAUUUCAUCUGACAAGAUGUACAAUUUUUCGAGUUCAGACUCCAAGACAAAUGAAAAAUUCUCGCGAAAAGUCAACGGGCCUGCCGUUGUCUCACGGCCGAGCAAUUUCACGCCACACACAGGUGCCAAAAGACUAGUAGUCAAGAAUCUCCGUUCGGGGCCGCGGUUGAAUUCAGAUGAAUAUUUCGAGAAGAUUUGGUCCCAAUUAUCAACUGCUUUGGAAACGGUCUUUGACGGCGGGAAGCCGAUGACUUCCCUCGAGGAAUUAUACAAAGGUGCAGAGAACGUUUGCCGCCAAGGUCGCGCGGUGGUGUUAGCACAAAAGCUUCAGGAAAGAUGCAAGACAUACGUUGUCAACAAUCUGAGGCAGGAUAUGGUGGCCAGAUCAAAACAUGGGACCGACGUCGACACACUGCAGGCAGUUGUCGGUGCUUGGGCGGCAUGGAACACAAAGUUGGUCACAAUUCGAUGGAUAUUCUACUACUUAGACCAGUCGUUCCUGCUACACUCGAAAGAUUAUCCCAUCAUCAACGAGAUGGGGUUAAUUCAGUUCCAAACGUACAUUUUUCUUGAUGAAGAGUUGAGGCCAAAGAUACUUCAAGGCACAUGCGACUUGAUUGCGGCCGAAAGAGCAGGUGAAGGGGGCUCUGAUCUAUUGAAGAAGACUAUUGCCUUGUUUCACGACCUCGGUGUGUAUGCGCGUCAUUUUGAACCGCUAUUUCUCUCCGAAUCCGAAGCAUUUCUCAAAUCGUGGUCCCAGAAGGAGGCGGAUAGCCAAUAUCUUGGCACAUACGCAGAGAACAGCCACCAUCUCAUCGAGAAGGAAUUGACUCGGUGUGAACUUUAUGCAUUGCUCCGAAACACCCAGCAAAGCUUGUCAACACUCUUUGACGAGUAUUUGGUGCGAGACAAGGAGGAUAUUUUGUUGGCACAACCUGACUUAUUGGGCCUGAUGACGACUCAGAACAAACAUGCUCUGGAACGAGUGUAUUCACUAUUGGAACGCGUCAAGCUCGGCCACAAACUAAGAACUUCAUUUAGCAAAUAUAUCGAGGAGCAAGGGGAAACUAUAGUAUUUGAUGCUCAACGUGAGGCUGAGAUGGUAAGCCGUUUACUCGACUUCAAGCAGGAGCUUGAUGAUACGUGGGUAGAGUCGUUCCAUAAGGAUGAAACACUUGGCCAUGUUCUUCGUGAAGCAUUUGAGAGCUUUAUGAACAAAACCAAGAAAACGCAGUCUAGCUGGGGCACUGACAAUGCCAAAACGGGUGAAAUGAUUGCAAAAUACGUGGAUACACUACUCAAAGGCGGCCUGAAGGUGAUUGGAAGAAAGGCCGGGGACACUAGUUUGGCGGAUGAAGAUACAGAGAUUAACAAGCAGCUAGACAAAGUGUUGGACUUGUUCCGGUUUGUACACGGCAAAGCAGUGUUUGAAGCAUUCUACAAGAAUGACCUUGCUCGCCGUCUGCUCAUGAAUCGAAGCGCCAGUGAUGAUGCGGAAAAGAGCAUGUUAGCUCGGUUAAAGACGGAGUGCGGUUCUAGCUUUACUCACAAUCUCGAGGCUAUGUUUCGCGACAUGGACUUAGCUAGAGACGAAAUGAGUUCUUACAACGCGUAUCAAUCACAACGGCAGACGCGGCUCGGUCUAGAUCUUCAUGUCAGUGUCUUGUCUGCGGCAGCAUGGCCCACGUAUGCGGAUGCACCAGUUCGCAUUCCUCCCGACAUUGCCAAGGCUAUCUCGGACUUCGAGCAUUACUAUCAUACGAAGCACAAUGGGCGGAAGCUCAGCUGGAAACAUCAAUUGGCACACUGCCAGCUCCGAUCGCGGUUCGCGAAGGGCAACAAAGAAAUUGUUGUCAGCUCUUUCCAAGCAAUCGUCUUAUUGCUAUUCAACGAUGUGGCAGAUGGUGAAACUCUGAGCUACGGUCAGAUCCAAGAAGCCACAGGUCUUUCUGAUGGAGAUCUCACGAGAACCCUGCAAUCGCUAGCAUGUGCCAAGUAUCGGGUGCUCUUUAAAAACCCAAAGGGCAAGGAUGUCAAUAAGACAGAUGUGUUCUCGUAUAACGCCACUUUCCAGGACCCCAAGAUGAGGAUCAAAAUCAACCAGAUCCAGCUCAAGGAGACUAAAGAGGAAAACAAGACGACACACGAGCGAGUUGCGGCAGAUCGACACUACGAGACGCAGGCAGCAAUCGUCCGAAUCAUGAAAAGUCGCAAGAUUAUUACGCAUGCAGAGCUCGUUGCGGAAGUGAUCAAGGCAACGCGCAGUCGCGGAGUAUUGGAGCCAGCGGAGAUCAAGAAGAACAUUGAGAAGCUGAUUGAGAAAGACUACAUGGAGCGUGAAGAGGGAAAUCGGUACAGUUAUCUAGCCUAA
This is a messenger RNA of Talaromyces atroroseus, 2598 nucleotides long. RefSeq lists its product as hypothetical. NCBI's taxonomy places the organism in Eukaryota, Fungi, Ascomycota, Eurotiomycetes, Eurotiales, Trichocomaceae. The record is from RefSeq and is a predicted model, not a curated record. Gene Ontology annotation, molecular function: ubiquitin protein ligase binding. Gene Ontology annotation, biological process: DNA damage response; protein ubiquitination; ubiquitin-dependent protein catabolic process. The transcript is spliced from 5 exons. The coding region runs from base 1 to 2598 and encodes 865 amino acids. Gene Ontology annotation, cellular component: Cul4-RING E3 ubiquitin ligase complex.